GUACUGGUCUGAUUGUGCACUACUGUGUACAUAUGUGCCAGCACUGGUUACUAAGCAGCAAGGACAUUCUAACUACCGGGGGGUGUCCAGACCGGGCGGUGAGAUUUGUGGGGAGACCCGCCCAUUCAGCGGGGCUAAACCCAAAGGGGAGGGAGUAUGGAAAGGCAUCGACGUAAGAGCGACAUAAGAGAGUACUUGCCAACUCCCUCUCGUUCCCAAUCCUGAUGACGUCGCUCAACUCCGGUCUGUCCAGUCCUCAAGCUUAUAAGAAUGUCUCUGACUGCCAACAUCGCCCCUCAAACUCACUCUCUCUCAGUUCAUUGAUCAUCAUCACUUCAAGAAUCGUCCGCAAUUACACCCACUAACCCUUACAAACUAUUCCAAUUACCAUCACCACCCCUCGAUACAUAAAAUCAUAUCCACCAUGUCUUUCAUCGCCCGCAUCGCUCCUGCUGCUCGCACUGCCUCCGCGGCUCUCAAGCCUACCGCUCCCUCCAUCUCCAUCGGUGCCACUCGCGCUCUCUCCUCCACCGCCUGCUUGAACAAGGGCCCCGUUGAUGCCGCCAAGGACACUCUCAAGGCCGCCGACCGCACUAUCUCCGAUGCCGCCGUGAAGGGUAUUGAGGUUGGAGAGAACGCCACCGAGAAGCUCAAGGGUUCCAUGGGCGCCGCCACGGGCGAGGCCCAGGCCAAGUCGGGUGAGCUCAAGGGUGACGCUGCUGAGUUGGCCGGCAAGGGCAAAGGCAAGGCCGAGGAGGCCAUGGGUCAGGCUAAGAAUGCUGCUGGUCAGGCCAAGGGCAAGACGGAAGAACUCAUGGGUGAGGCCAAGGGCAAGGCUAAGGAAACUGCUGGUCGGUUCUAGAUGAGCAUCAUCUUUUCGUUUGUGUUUUUUUUUUUCUCAUUUUUCACUGGAUGAUGUG
Messenger RNA from Aspergillus saccharolyticus JOP 1030-1, 920 nucleotides. RefSeq lists its product as uncharacterized. The record is from RefSeq and is a predicted model, not a curated record. The transcript is spliced from 2 exons. Bases 425 to 862 code for a protein of 145 amino acids. Lineage: Eukaryota; Fungi; Ascomycota; Eurotiomycetes; Eurotiales; Aspergillaceae.